This is a messenger RNA of Coccidioides posadasii C735 delta SOWgp, 4160 nucleotides long. RefSeq lists its product as uncharacterized. The record is from RefSeq and is a predicted model, not a curated record. Gene Ontology annotation, biological process: nuclear migration along microtubule; establishment of spindle localization; mitotic spindle orientation checkpoint signaling. NCBI's taxonomy places the organism in Eukaryota, Fungi, Ascomycota, Eurotiomycetes, Onygenales, Onygenaceae. Gene Ontology annotation, cellular component: spindle pole body; cell cortex; mating projection tip.
CAAUAAUAUUGCCUGUGUUUGAGGUUUUGUGUAUGUUCUAUUUAGGGGAACGAUGAUGACUUGCAAUCAGAGCCCACACAGGCUCCUUUCGGCGUCUUCCAUAAUUCAAUCCAACAUCCCCCGCUGCCGUGUAGAAUUCCCCUUUCCCCGACCCGCGAAAGUACUCGAUGCCGUCGUUGAUGAGUUGCGGGUGACCGGGUGCGGCAGAUCCCCUCCAAGCGGCAACCAGCUCCGGACACUCACCUCUCUUCUGCGUCUCUCCCUUUUUCGAUCCCAAGUCCAUCCACCACAGACCCCUUCAACAGCCAGCGAAGAGCGUGCACCCCAACAGCUACCCGCACCCACGGCAGAACCAUCCACACCAUCCUUGAAGCUGAUAUCUACGGCACCAUCGUUGGAAACAGAGGUAGGCAGCGCUGAACGUGGCGUUCAAGUAUCGAUGCCCGCAGCUGUGCCCGUGUCGAGCCCUGGACCAGCUUCUAUAGCCGCCCCAGAAGACACAAACCCUGCCACGGCCACAUCUACGCUCUUCGGACCUCCGACAAGCCCCCAAACGUCACCCAUUCAAGUUCCACAGCGAUUAUCUUCGUGUCCGAGUGCAACCCCCGACGCUCAGACCUCAGGUUCUCUGCAAGCUACAACAUCCUUUUCGCAGUCCAGCAGCACAUCGACUCAACACGUCUCUACACCAGCGAAUCAAGAUCAGAAGUUGCGGUCCUCAUCUGCGUUCCUUCGUCGGCUCUCUCCGAACUUAGCAGCGCGGGUAAAACUCCUUGACGGAACGGUUACUUCUCCAACAACACAGUCGCGAAAUCGAAGCCCGGUUGGGAAGAUCCCCGAGGCACAACUCAAAGAGCUCGAUAAUCUCCAUCGAGAUCUUUCGAUCAAAGUUCAAAAACGAGGUCGAGCGUGGGGUGGUGGGCGCUCGAGGACACAUACCCCGGAACCGCUUUCCACGAGCAGCGAAGUACAGUCUGUCGAAUGCCCUUACAAUCGUGAAGUGGAUAGCCCCGUACAACCAUCCGUGAUCAACACGACAGACGAAGACCAGGAAAUGUCCAUACCAGAUGAGACCAGCCUGCAAUCCGCGGUGGAAAAUACGGGAACGUGCCAUGGAACGAAUAUAGAUCCCCCCUUGGAACCCACUGAUCUGGAAAAGUAUCUUAGGAAGAGCACCGAAGAAAGCGAUCGAGGGCCCCCUCCACCUCCGAAAGACAGUCCUCCACCUCCACCUCCAAGCGGUGCCACCAAUGUCGAGUCAUAUUUUAAUCCUCUUGGACUCCAUCGCACAGACUCCAUCUACUCCUUUUCUAGAGCAUCGUUCAGCAACCAGCUCUCCCAACUAACCUCAAUCAGCCUUCCGCAGCCGUCGACGUUAGAAGCGAGUAUUGCUGCAAUUCCAACUGCCUCCGCAGCCGUCCGAGCUCUGACGCAGGCUGCCGAGCAGAUCCAAAAAUGGAUCAAUAAAGCUUCGGAGGUUUUGAGCGGGCUAGAUGCAGAUGAUGACGUGGAAUGGGCUGCUGCUGGUGGCAGGGAAGGACUGGACGAUGUGGACAAAGCUGUUACGAAAUUUGAAAGCUUGAUUAACGUCUACGUCAAGGCGAUUGAAGAUGUUCAGCUACGCGACGAUAUUGCCGAUGUGGGAGCUGAUCAGCUUCAUGCCAUCGUUAUACAAAUGGAAUCGACGCUACAGAAUUGGAGUACGGUCAGGUCUUUGUUGAAAGGAGUUAAAGAACAAGUUGAACUGGCAAUGGAAUGGGAAGAGCUCUGGAAUGCAGUGCUUGGGGACGUUGGUCUUGAAAUUGAAAACCUCGCCCGACUGAUCUUUGAGAUGGAAGAGAAGCGUCACAAGACUGUCAUAGAUAUGGACCAUGAGCCCGCUCAUGGUCUUGACAUAAACGAGCUCGAGACAAUUGUGGAAGAAUCUCCAGCCAACGGCAAUACCCAUUCGAAUCAAAGGUUUAGCUUCGCUCCCGUUUUUCCACCUGGGGGCUCUCAACUCGACAUCCAAGUGUCCCAGAAUCCGCAGGAUGAAGCCAGCCUUCUAGCAUUGUUUGCGCGAAUGCAGCCACUCCGGGCAUCCCUCGACUUCCUUCCGAUGAGGCUCUCAAUGUUUCAAUCUCGGGCGGAAAAAGUAUUUCCAAGCGCCUGCCAAGAACUGGAGGACCGAAGACAUCGACUUGAGAAAGGGUACAGGAAACUGGAGACGGAUGCGGAGGCUUUAAGAAGAGAAUUGGGAGAAGAUAGAUGGAUUGUAGUUUUCAGAAACGCUGGCAAACAAGCACAUAAAAUGUGCGAGUCAGUGGAACGGAGUGUCAACAAACUCCAAGAAGCUAUUGAUGGUGGAAUUCAGCAUAAUAAUCCAGCUGCCUUGGCAAAGAGGGCUGAAAACUUCGAAGCGAAGAAGGUUCAUUAUGGAUCUGCCAUUGAGCGAGUGCUUUCAAUUAUCAAAAAGGGGAUUAAUGACCGUUUGACUGUCAACGGAGAAGUUAUUCGUCUCCUUGCCGAUCUCAGGGCAAGAUAUGAGGCCUUACAAGACAAGAUGAGCAUCAUGGACUCAGUUUUGGGGGAACUCACGGCUACCAAGGGCCAGCAGCUGCGUGAUUCAGUAUCAAGCAUCGUUACGUUGGAUACCCCUCCAACAAGAAGCGCCUUCGAUACUCCAGAGAGUUCCCCAGCGUCUUCCGUGAUUAUGCCCAACGGUGCAAACAAUGCAAAGUCCAACGGCUCAAGACGAAGUAGCACCACAGGGAGCACCAUAUCGCGGGCAGCCGCCUCGAAGCUGAAGCGAUACUCUGCCCUACCCCAACCAGUAUCACCAUCAGGCCAAACACCAAGACGCGCACUGGCGCCAAGGUCGUCUUCAGCGAGCAACGCCUACUUGAAGUCCCCGACUCCGAGACUGACGACUACAUCUCCUUCACCCACGCCUCCGUCACGACCUGGUUCGCGGGCUGACGGCCCAACACUUUUAUCGAAACCCAGGUGGAAUAACAGUUCCAAUACCAACGAUCUUAUCGUUGGGCACAACUUCAAGCCCUUGUCCCUCAGCACACCGUCACCUCAUCGCAAGCUUCCCGUUCCUUCUCGAACUACUCCUUCCACCCUCCCACCACGCAGUCCUCUCAGUCGAGAAUCGUCCGCUUCUCCAGCACCAGGGCUCCGACCACCAAGCCGGCUUGGUCGCGGGGCUGCAUCUCCUUUACCUGACCGCGGCAUUUCUCCAACACCCAAGAAGUCAUCCAUUAUUGAUCCACCUCCUUACAGCAAGCUACGUAAGGCUGUUCCUGCGCCUAGCUCUGUAGUUACCGGUCUCCCUUCAACUCCCCGAAGUCGUCAAAGUUAUGCUGGGACCCCAAGUGUUCGUGACACUUCCGUCUCCGGACGAAAUGGAGAUGAAAAAAGGUCAAGUCGACCCGGCACUGCCAUGGGUUAUUCUUAUCGACGAGUUAGUCUUCUUCCGUUGCCUAAACCACGAUCCGGGAGAGACAGUGCGACAGGUAAUCGGGAGGAGCGGCCACCGUGGAGAUACUAAGCAUUUCUUGCUAGACUAUUCUCUACAUCAUACGAAAUCAAAUCGCAAGGUAAUCAUGUACCUAGCCCUGAUAUAUUUUACAUUCUAUGCUGAGCGACAUUUUUUGACAUUAUGGAAAUUUGUUAAUAAUACCUUUUGACCCUUCAUAGCCUUUUGUGUGAAGUACCGCUUUCUAUUCUAUCAUUGUCUUGAUAUUGAAAUCAUUCAAAGACCUGGAUCACCGGGGCCCUGCGUUUAUAUUUUCUUUUCGCUAUCUGAUGCCUCUUUCUAACUCCUUUCAAAGGGGUUGUGUCCAUUAUCUGAAUUCCUCUCAUCCACACUUCUCUAAUUUCUCGUCUCUAUUACUUUGUAGGGUACGUUGAAAUGAGAUUUAUUUUAUAUUUGUACUCACCUUUCCCCUUCUGAGUACUUUCUUUGCUGCCCUUAGCACUCUUUCUUGUCUUAUACCAUUCUGUGUAGCCCCCGCGUUCUAUUCCGGGUUGAUAUUUCCGGUGCAAGAGUCUGGUGUUGAUUCGAUAUUUCUUUUAAGUUGGAGCGUUUGAGAAUGCGAAAAUUACUCCCCCUUUUGCUUUUCUCUGUUUAUCUUCUGGUAUUUGGUUCUUAACCGUUAGCAUAUGAAAACUCG